GAGGGACUGACCGCUGGGAUAUAGAAACAGAGAAAGUCACUGGAAUAUUCUUUGGACCUGAACGCAUGAUUCACUCAAACCUUAAAUGUAUUUACUCCUUUUAGGUAUUUAGCUAAAACAUCUUUUGGGAACAGCAUAAUCAAACGCAAUUCAGUGUCUGCUACUGAAACAUCCAAUUCCUUUUGGCACUUUGGACAUCAAAGACUAUACUCCAAGUAUCCUUAACAAUCGGGCUGUGAAAGUCCUGUAAUAUUUACAAUGGCAGACGUCUUGCAACUCAGUAUCAACAGUCUACAGGUGCCAGGUGAAGAUAAAUCAGACUCUACAUCUCCAUCGGGUUCUCCAUUUCCUUCCAGAAAUGAGUGUAGUAUCACUCCUCUUACUCCCUCCCCCUCUCCGAGAACAGAAGUUAGACCACGUUUGGCUCGUCCAUUUUAUGUGGUGGUCGCAAUAGAUUUUGGCACCACCUCCAGUGGCUAUGCCUUCAGUUUCAUUGAAGACCCUGAGACCAUUCACAUGAUGAGAAGGUGGGAGGGAGGAGACCCUGGUGUAGCAAAUCAGAAAAGUCCAACCUGUCUUCUGCUGACCCCUGACCUACGUUUCCACAGUUUUGGCUUUGCAGCGCGAGACAGUUAUCAUGACCUUGACCCCGAGGAGGCCAGACAUUGGCUAUACUUUGACAAAUUCAAAAUGAAAAUCCACAGCACAAGUGAUCUUACUAUGGAGACUGAGCUGGAGUCUGUUAGUGGAAGAAGAGUGCAGGCCAUUGAGGUGUUUGCUCAUGCCUUGAGGUUCUUUCGAGAACAUGCUUUAAAGGAGGUGAAGGACCAGUCCUCCUCUGUGCUGGAAGGUAAUGAAGUACGGUGGGUCAUCACAGUUCCUGCCGUGUGGAGGCAGCCAGCCAAACAGUUCAUGCGAGAAGCUGCAUAUCUGGCAGGCUUAGUUCCUCCAGAUUCUCCUGAGCAGCUUCUUAUAGCUCUUGAACCAGAGGCUGCAUCAAUCUACUGCAGGAAACUGCGUCUUCACCAGGUCACUGACCUAAGCCAGCGUCCAGUAACUAAUGGUUUUGAUAUAGACGGGUCCCGUCCAUUUGACUCCAGUUUUAGGCAAGCCCGUGAGCAGCUCCGCAGAGCCAGACAUAGCCGAACUUUUCUGGUAGAGAGUGGUACUGGAGAAUUGUGGUCUGAGAUGCAGACAGGUGACCGGUACAUUGUAGCUGACUGUGGAGGUGGGACUGUGGAUUUGACAGUGCAUCAGAUUGAGCAGCCACAGGGCACUCUGAAAGAGCUUUACAAAGCCUCAGGGGGUCCUUAUGGUGCAGUUGGUGUGGAUCUUGCCUUUGAGACAAUGUUGUGCCAAAUCUUUGGCACUGACUUUAUUGACAGUUUUAAAGCUAAACGUCCAGCUGCUUGGGUAGAUCUCACUAUUGCAUUUGAAGCCCGCAAACGUACAGCAGCUCCUGGCCGUGCCAACACUUUAAACAUCUCACUGCCCUUCUCCUUCAUUGACUUCUACAAGCAACACCGGGGCCAGAGUGUGGAAACUGCCCUGCGCAAGAGCAAUAUGAAUUUUAUAAAGUGGUCAUCUCAAGGAAUGCUGAGACUCUCUACGGAGGCCACGAACGAGCUUUUUCAGCCGACCAUUAACAAUAUCAUAAAACAUAUUGAGAACGUCAUGCAGAAGGAAGAAGUUAAGGGUGUCCGUUUUCUCUUCCUGGUUGGAGGAUUCGCAGAGUCACCCAUGCUUCAACGGGCAAUUCAGAAUACACUAGGACGGAACUGCCGUAUAAUAAUUCCACAUGAUGUAGGUCUAACCAUCUUGAAGGGUGCAGUCCUUUUUGGUCUAGACCCCACUGUUGUCAGAGUACGCCGUUGUCCGUUAACUUAUGGUGUUGGGGUUUUGAACCGCUUUGUAGAAGGAAGACACCCUCAUGAUAAGCUACUCAUCAAGGAUGGAAGAGAAUGGUGCACUGACAUUCUGGACCGCUUUGUAAGUGUUGAUCAAUCUGUGGCCUUGGGUGAGGUUGUGAGGCGGAGCUACACUCCUGCUAGGAUGGGUCAACGGAAGAUCAUCAUCAACAUCUACUGCAGCGACACUGAUGACAUAACCUAUAUUACCGACCCUGGGGUGAGGAAGUGUGGUGCCAUCACGCUAGACCUACUUGAAUCAGGGGAAGCUUCAGCUAGCACUGGUGAUAACGAUAAAGGAUCAGCAUUUGAACGCAGGGAGAUUCGCACUACCAUGCAGUUUGGUGACACUGAGAUCAAAGUCACAGCAGUUGAUGUGGCAACUGGCCGACUAGUGCGGGCAUCAAUUGACUUCUUGUCUAACUAAUUCUAUUGUGGAAUGCAAGGGGUUUACCCCAUAUAAUCUCAUCGAUAAAUGACUAAAAAUAAUAGCUUUGAGGUCACAUGAGGCUGAUGUUAAAACUGAAGGAUAAACUGAAAUGUUACUGGAAUCACUUUCUUCCUGCAGUGCACCCAGGGCUGGAUUAACAUAAGGGCUAGGUGUGGCUGAAGCCUCAAGGACGAUGGAAGAAGGGGGCCUAUGAUUGGCUGAUGAAUUAAAAUGCGUCACUUUGCUUUAUGCUUUAUCUCGUCAUAAAUUGUAUUCCUUUCCAAAGUAUUAUCCAAAUAUAAUCCAAAGUAUUCCUUUCGGUUCGCUGCUGUUAAAAAACAGUGACGCUGGUGAUAACUGGGGCUUGGAGUGGUUGUAGCCCAAUCAGAAUAUUGAAUAGCCCUGUUUUAGUUGCCCAUAGGGUGAUCAGAUGUCCCAAUUUUCCCAGAACAGUCCCUUAUUUCGGCACUACCGUGAGAACCGUCCAGUCAAAGGUAGGCUAAACAAGCUUAUCGUAGAACAAAAAAAAAAAA
Messenger RNA from Danio rerio (zebrafish), 2870 nucleotides. It is a transcript of the gene hspa12b, whose product is annotated as heat shock protein family A (Hsp70) member 12B. Gene Ontology annotation, molecular function: RNA-DNA hybrid ribonuclease activity; nucleotidyltransferase activity; zinc ion binding. Lineage: Eukaryota; Metazoa; Chordata; Actinopteri; Cypriniformes; Danionidae. Gene Ontology annotation, biological process: DNA transposition; DNA recombination; DNA biosynthetic process. The record is from RefSeq and is marked validated.